AUGACGCCCCAGGCGCGUCAGCAGGCAGCGGCCGUGCCGCCCGUUACGGCUGCGCAGCCUAUGACUGCACCUGCGACAGCGGCGGCGAACAACCAGGUGGAUACGUCGGAUGUGGCGACGCUGAACGAUGCGCUCGGGAGCGCGGGUGUCGAUUUGCGGGCGGAAGAAGAGUCCCUCCAGCGCUCCUCCGACACGCACCAGAUCUACCGUCUGCACGAGGACCGCUCCCGCAAGCAACCCGCCACGCCCAACUUCGACAUCCGCUAUCUGGGACCGACCAUGCGCACCAUCGGCACGUCGCACAAGGUCACGAAAAUACCAGACGACACCGCCAACUACCUCGCGCUCGCCCUCCGCGCCAGACUGUCGGACCUGGUCAAGGGCAUGGUGAAGGCGGCACAGCACCGCACGGACGCGCAGUUCGACAGGCCCGCGAGCACGUACCCCGACGCGGAGGGCACCCCGAUGUGGAGCAUACGCGUGCGCGCGGACGUGGGGAGGCAGCUCGCGGCGCUGGAGAAGGCGGAGAAGGAGGAGGAGAUGCGCGUGCGGAGGGAGCGCAAGGAGCGCGCGGAGCUCGCGGCGAGUCAUGCGGCGAAUCUCGCGGCGCAGGCGGCGGGGGGCGGGGCCGCUGCUUCGCCUGCGCCGGCGGCACCGGGUGCUGCGGGUGCGGGGAGUGCGAUGGUUGUGGACGGGGACGACGGGGCGGGGGGCGCGGGCGGGGAGGGGCAGGCGAAGAAGAAGAGGAAGAAGGAGGGCCCGGGUGUGACGGCGAAGAAUAUGAGCGAGGACGUGCGCAAGAAGAUGUCGAACGCUGUUGCGAGCCAGGCGGCGGGGAUUGGCGGGAAGUAUGCGUGGAUGACGGCGGCGACGUCUGCUGCGACGCCGAAGCCUAAGCCUGCGCCUGCUGCUGCUACUCCUGCCCCUGCAUCGACACCGACUCCUAGUGGUAGCAACGGCGCCACUACGAACACGGGGACGGCGGCUGGGCCGACGCCGGCGACGCCCGCCACAACGACCGCACCUGCAGCGAACACUACAGGAGCGGGGAGUUCGUGGGCGAGGCCAUAUGUCUCGACGACGAAGCCAGCGACGGCAAAGGGGUCUGAGGACGACGCUCGGAUGGCGAUCACGAUGCGGGACGCGAUGUUUGUGAUUGAGAACGAGCGCGGGCACGGAGGAGGACGAGGAGCUGCUCUUGGAUGGACUUAG
This is a messenger RNA of Coniophora puteana RWD-64-598 SS2, 1212 nucleotides long. RefSeq lists its product as uncharacterized. The coding region runs from base 1 to 1212 and encodes 403 amino acids. The transcript has 2 exons. The record is from RefSeq and is a predicted model, not a curated record. Gene Ontology annotation, molecular function: DNA binding; RNA polymerase II general transcription initiation factor activity. NCBI's taxonomy places the organism in Eukaryota, Fungi, Basidiomycota, Agaricomycetes, Boletales, Coniophoraceae. Gene Ontology annotation, cellular component: transcription factor TFIID complex. Gene Ontology annotation, biological process: transcription initiation at RNA polymerase II promoter.